This is a messenger RNA of Rhodotorula toruloides NP11, 696 nucleotides long. RefSeq names its product WW/Rsp5/WWP domain containing protein. Lineage: Eukaryota; Fungi; Basidiomycota; Microbotryomycetes; Sporidiobolales; Sporidiobolaceae. The coding region runs from base 1 to 696 and encodes 231 amino acids. The record is from RefSeq and is a predicted model, not a curated record. The transcript has 3 exons. Gene Ontology annotation, molecular function: protein binding.
AUGUCGGAUAAUCGACCUCUCCCGCCAGGCUGGAUCAAGCAGUGGGACGACAACUACAAACAGUACCUUUACGUCGACACCCGCGCGACUCCUCCACGCUCGAUCUGGGUUCACCCUGACGAAGAGCGAGGCGCGAAGUCGACGCAGGCGUACGCCCCGCCGUCCGGUCCUCCGCCGCCUUCGAACGACGGAAGCAGGGCUUCGCCUUAUCCGUCUGUCGGCAAUGGCGGAGCGCAGUCAAACCCGCCGCCCUAUCAAUCAGCUCAAUCGCAGUCUCAGGGAGGGUAUGGUGGACCGCUGCAGCAGGGGUACGGAGGUGGAUACGGACAGCAAGGUCCACCCUACGGCGGCUAUCAGCAGCCUCCCCCUCAGCCAGGCUACGGCUAUCCGCAAGCGCAGCCGUACGGAGGCGCUCCCUACGGCGGCUACCCGCAGCAGCAGCCCAUGUACAUGCAGCAGCCGCAGUACGCACAGAGCGGCUCCCGCUUCGGCGGCGGCCGGAUGGGCGGAGGAAGCGGGAUGGGCAUGGGUCUCGCGGGAGCUGGAGUUGGUUUGCUCGGUGGAAUGGUCGCGAUGAACGCGAUUGACAAUAUGCAGGACAACGCGUACGAGGAUGGGUACCAAGAUGCGCAGGAUAACGGCGGAGGAUAUGAUGACGGAGGAGGCGACUUUGGCGAUGGCGGCGGAGACUUCUGA